Molecule: messenger RNA, 1897 nt
Organism: Aegilops tauschii subsp. strangulata
Lineage: Eukaryota; Viridiplantae; Streptophyta; Magnoliopsida; Poales; Poaceae
Source: RefSeq, a predicted model, not a curated record
UCUAGUUUUGCGAUUCUCGUAGUUGCUGUUUUUGCUUGUGUAAUUUUUCCGUAGGCAGGCGAUCUUAUCUCGAUUUGAAGUUGAUACUCGUGUGUGCUCUGUAGGCAGAGCAAGGUGGAUCUAGGGUUUCGUCAGAUUUUGCCGAUUUUGUUGCUUAUAUCUGUCACUUCGUCCUUGUGCUGCAGGGAAACGCCAUAUCUUCGCCGAGCAGAGUGGGAGGAGGAGUUCAGGGUAUGUGGGGUGCUUAUUUUUAGCUUUGUUUAUUUUGUUUGAUGUUUAUCUAGUUUCCUAAUUCAUCCUGCAUAUUUGUUUAUGCUCUGUUAGUUGUCAGCGUUCGUUUGCAUUAUUUUCUCAUGUUAUGUUUUGUAAUUUCUGUUUCUGGUUUUUUUGAAUCCAGUAGGUGAUUGCAGUGCUCAUAAUGUUACACCAAUUGGCUCUCGUUGUCCUGGUGGUAAGGAUCAUGGUGGCAAGGGAGGACAUCAAGUGAAUUCGCCGAUUGAAUUUUCUCCCAUAAGUGUGGCCCCUCCUUCUGGUAUGUGAAUGCUUUGUUUAUUUUGUGUAUGCUGGUUACUUGAUGUUGUACAAAUUGGCGUUGCCUUGAUGUAUCUAGUUCGGCAUUUUGUUGGGAACAAACGUGAAGUUAGGGUAUGCAGCACUGCAUUUAUUUGUAUAUGUGAACUCUACUAUAUGUAUGUGUGAACUACAUUGUUGUUUUAUUCAAGUUUUUUGUCCAAUGCAUUAUUUUUUAUUUUUAGCUUAUGAUUGGAGCACUGCAUUUAUAUGUCUAAGUGUACUGCAUUUGUUCUUUUUGUGCACUUUUUAACGACCAUAGUCAAACUUCAUUUUGACGCAGUGUCUGUUUUCCAUGCUGGGCGCCUGGGUUUGAGGAGGUUACUCCAUUGAUUGACCAUUAUUUUGCAGAGGGUAAUGUUGGUGUGAGCUUUGACCAGAGACGUCCCUUCUUGUCUGAAACACAAUCGCAGUCUGUUGAUGGUAUAGAGGAAGUUACACAGGAUUGGAUGGUCUCGGAACAGCUUCGUGAAUAUGAGUUGAAGCAAAGCAAGAAUAAGUUGAGGUUUGAAAAUGACUCAAAAGAGUUUGCAGAGAAGGAGAAGCAGAGGAGAGCUGCAGAUGGUGCCAAGGGUGCCAAAUUUGCCAAGGUGAAGCAGCUUGCUUUGCAGAAGAAGAGGCUGAGUACUGUUGCUGAGGAUGGUGGUACACCUCGGCGGAGUCCACGUGUUGCUGGCAUGAACAAGAAUCUUGGCAAGAGAACUACUGAAGCUGGUGGAAAGGAUUCUCAACGCAAGCGACUACAUGUCACUGAAGGUCCCAACUCUGAUGAUGACGACUUUGUGCUUGCUGAUUUUGUGAGGGCUGUUCAUACUGGUAGACGCAAAGACUGUCGUUCAUCUAAGAGUCUACCCAAGCGUGCCCGUGAUGAUGUCGAUGAAGAUGUUGGUGCUGACUCCGGCGAGGAGGCGGAUGUUGUUCCAAAGGUUUGUUGAAGUGGACUGCAGUUGUUUCCUUCAUUGUUAUUCUAUCUGUGUUUUCUCUAUCUCUUUUUUAUGGCUAAUCUUCUAAUGUGGACAACAUUUUCCUCUACACAGAGGAAGAAGUCUAGUAAGAGCAAUGCAACUGAAGAUGAUGCUGAGGGAGAUGAUUCUUGAUUUAACAAGACCAUACGUUUGUCGCUUCCCACUGUUUGCAAGGCUGCUGCUUUGUUGAAAGAGACACACUGUAGUCAUGUUCGGGAUGCUGGAUUCGGUGUUGUCUUUGAACUGACAGCAAAGAAAAAUGUGUCGCGCAUUCUUAUGUGCUAUCUGAUGGGAGUGAUUGACCCUGCCACCAUGAUAAUGGACUUUGGGAAUGGCAGGGUUCUUUGAAUCAAUCGUGAUGC